AUGACCCGUGCUCAGCUCGAGGCCCUCGUCGACCCCCUGAUCCAGCGUACCACCGAGCCCGUCCGCAAGGCUCUCAAGGAUGCCAACCUGAAGGCCAGCGACAUCCAGGAUAUCAUCCUGGUCGGUGGUAUGACCCGUAUGCCCAAGGUUACUGAGUCCGUCAAGUCCAUGUUCGGCCGUGAGCCCUCCAAGUCGGUUAACCCCGAUGAGGCUGUUGCCAUUGGUGCCGCCGUCCAGGGUGCCGUCCUGGCUGGUGAGGUCACUGACGUUCUCCUGCUCGAUGUGACUCCCCUGUCCCUCGGUAUCGAGACUCUCGGCGGUGUUUUCACCCGUCUGAUCAACCGUAACACCACCAUCCCCACCAAGAAGUCCCAGACCUUCUCCACCGCUGCCGACAUGCAGACCGCUGUCGAGAUCAAGGUCUACCAGGGUGAGCGUGAGCUCGUCAAGGACAACAAGAUGCUGGGUAACUUCCAGCUGGUUGGCAUUCCUCCUGCCCACCGUGGUGUCCCCCAGAUCGAGGUCACCUUCGACAUUGACGCCGACUCCAUUGUCCACGUCCACGCCAAGGACAAGUCCACCAACAAGGACCAGUCCAUCACCAUUGCUUCCGGCUCCGGUCUCUCUGAUGCCGAGAUCCAGAACAUGGUUGACGAGGCUGAGAAGUACGGUGAGGCCGACAAGGAGCGCAAGGCUGCCAUCGAGGCUGCCAACCGCGCCGACAGCGUCCUGAACGAUACCGAGAAGGCCCUCAAGGACUUCGAGGACCGUCUCGACAAGGCUGAGGCCGAGACCAUCCGUGAGAAGAUUGCCACUCUCCGCGAGUACGUCGCCAAGAACCAGUCUGGCGAGGGUACCGCUACCGCUGAGGAGCUCAAGGCCAAGGUUGAUGAGCUCCAGACUGCUUCCCUGACCCUGUUCGACAAGAUGCACAAGGCUCAGAACGAGCAGCAGCAGCAGGGUGGUGAGCAGCAGGGUGAGAACAAGCAGUAA
Penicillium cataractarum is the source of this 993-nucleotide messenger RNA. RefSeq names its product Heat shock 70 kDa protein. The transcript has a single exon. Bases 1 to 993 code for a protein of 330 amino acids. The record is from RefSeq and is a predicted model, not a curated record. Lineage: Eukaryota; Fungi; Ascomycota; Eurotiomycetes; Eurotiales; Aspergillaceae. Gene Ontology annotation, molecular function: ATP-dependent protein folding chaperone; misfolded protein binding; ATP hydrolysis activity. Gene Ontology annotation, biological process: cellular response to unfolded protein; protein refolding. Gene Ontology annotation, cellular component: mitochondrion; cytoplasm.